GGCGGAGCUUGGCGUGGGCGCGCUGCCGGGUCGGCCCCCGCCGCCUCAGAGCCCCCUCAGCCGGGGAGCGGUGAGGGGGGAAAGGAGUGGGGCUACGCCGGUCAUGGCGCUGCUGCUGGAACACGAGUUCAAGCCGCUGCCGGCUGAUAAGCAGAUCGAGACUUUGCCCUUCCUGGAGGCCGUGGCGCACCUGCCUCCGUUCUUCGAUUGCCUGGGGACUCCCAUCGUCUAUUCGCCAGUCAAAGCAGACCUGACUGGAAAUAUCAAGAAAAUCCGGGCGGUUUAUGACUCCAACCCUGCCAAGUUCAAAACGCUGCAGAACAUCCUGGAGGUGGAGAAGGAGCUGCACGGCUCGGCCUGGCCCAAGACAGGCGCGACGCUGGCGCUGAUGUGGCUGAAAAGGGGUCUGAAAUUCAUUCUGGUGUUGCUGCAGAGCAUCUCUGACGGCGAGAGGGAUGAGGAGCAUCCCAACCUCAUCAGGGUGAAUGCCUUGAAGGCUUAUGAGAUAGCACUGAAGAAAUACCAUGGCUGGAUGCUGCAGAAGCUCUUCACGGGCUCGGUCUACGCUCUUCCCUACAAAUCCGAUUUGCUGAAGGCCUUGGAGAAGGGUAAAGAAGUCAAGGAAGAGGAAAGCAUAGAAAAAAUCCACCAGUUUGUCACGAGGGUCACUCCAAUCCUGGAUGCAAUUUAUGAGAUGUACACGAAGAUGAACGCUGAGCUGAGCUACAAAGCCUAAAGCUGGCACAGGAUUGGCACAGAUUAAAUAACGUGUGAUGGGUGUUACCUAUGUCUUCAUCACUGAGGCAGCUGGGGUGGCUCCCAGCUCUCUGGUGACUUCGAUUCCUCUCUGGAUCUGCAGUGGAUAACGUCUUUUCUAACCAAAAAAAUAACAGUAAUUAACUUUCUAUUAAGAAUACGGCAAUAAAACAAUUGUGGGUGUCACCCUUGGAUUUCCCAAGAGGAAGAACAAGUGUUUCUAGUCCCAACUCCUGGAUUCCUGUCUUCAGUGGGGCAGGGAGUGAAGUGUCCUGCUGGUGAGUGAAGUGGCACUCGGCCUGUGCCUGGAACCGCCGACGGGCACCUCGUGUUGAUUGGCACUGGAUAGUCCGGAAUGAUGCCCAUGGAGGAGGAGCUGAUGACUCUCCCGGGUGAUCCCAACUCCUCCAGUGCUGGCGUGGGAUCAAGCUCCUGUGCUGGGAUCAACCAGGGACUGUCCCCGCGGUGUUUGCGGUGCCUUAUGAGCCCCCCUCGCCUCCCGAGCCCCGGCGGGAGCAGCAAUUAAUAAAAACUGACAGUA
Taeniopygia guttata (zebra finch) is the source of this 1297-nucleotide messenger RNA. RefSeq names its product glycolipid transfer protein (gene GLTP). Gene Ontology annotation, cellular component: cytosol; cytoplasm; membrane. The record is from RefSeq and is a predicted model, not a curated record. Gene Ontology annotation, molecular function: ceramide 1-phosphate binding; ceramide 1-phosphate transfer activity. Gene Ontology annotation, biological process: intermembrane lipid transfer; ceramide transport. Lineage: Eukaryota; Metazoa; Chordata; Aves; Passeriformes; Estrildidae.